AUUUGACAGCUCUUCACAAACGAUAAGAACAGUUUUCGGUGUUAAAUUUGCACAACAUUUUUAUUUAACAAUUUGGCACUGAAGAACGAACUACUUGUUACACUUGUGGGUUCCCAACAAUCAGAUAGUAUUAUCGAAUCCGAUUAGUAUUAAAACAAAGAAUUCGUUUCAAAACAAUCAGUCGGAAAAGUGAACACGUAGCAUCGCUCUUUGCCUACGCCGGUUAAGUGUUUUCAUUUUUCACAACAAAAAUGAUCGUUCCGUUAGUCGUAACGCUGCUAUGCAUAACGCAAACUUUAGCGCUCUAUCCCGCAAAUGGUGACGUAGUUGAAUUGACUCCAUCAAAUUUCGAUCGACUUGUUGUACAAAGCGAUGAGGUGUGGGUGGUGGAAUUCUUUGCUCCUUGGUGCGGCCACUGUAAAUCACUGGUGCCGGAAUACAAAAAAGCAGCCGCUGCCCUGAAAGGCGUUGUCAAAGUGGGUUCUGUCGAUGCUGAUCAACACAAGUCAUUGGGCGGUCAGUUCGGCGUUCAAGGUUUUCCGACCAUCAAAAUAUUCGGAGCCAACAAACGGUCACCGUCAGACUUCAAUGGUCAAAGAACUGCCCAAGGAAUUGUUGAUGCAGCUCUGUCCGAAGUGAAGAGCAAAGUUAAGGCAGCGUUGAAUGGAGGAAGCAGCGGUGGUAGUGGAAAGAGUUCCGGUAGCGGAACCAAGGGAAACAAAGAUGAUGUGGUUGAGUUGACCGAUUCUAACUUUGAUAAAUUGGUGUUGGACAGUGAAGACGUGUGGUUGGUUGAAUUCUUCGCUCCAUGGUGCGGACAUUGCAAGAACUUGGCACCCGAAUGGGAAAAGGCUGCCACCGAACUGAAAGGAAAAGUGAAAUUGGGUGCUCUGGAUGCAACCGUUCAUCAAGCAAAGGCACAAGAGUAUGGUGUCCAAGGUUAUCCGACAAUUAAAUUCUUCCAUGGAGGUCGCAAAGAUCGUGGUGAUGCCACUGACUACAGUGGUGGACGAACUGCACAAGAAAUCGUUACGUGGGCAUUGGACAAGUAUUCCGAUAAUAUUCCGGCACCCGAAAUCGUUGAAUUAACGUCUGAAGACGUGGCCAAGGAUGCCUGCGAAACCAAACCACUUUGCAUUGUGUCCGUUCUUCCGCACAUUCUCGACUGUGAUGCUAAAUGCCGUAACAGAUACUUGGACAUUCUGCGCGAAUUGGGCGACAAAUACAAGAAGAGACAAUGGGGCUGGCUAUGGAUGGAAGGCGGAGCUCAAUCGAAAGUGGAAGAUGCGCUGGAAAUUGGCGGAUUCGGGUAUCCUGCUAUGGCUGCCGUUAACAUUAAGAAAAUGAAGUACACAACGCUGCGCGGUUCGUUCUCCAAGGACGGUAUCAACGAAUUCUUGCGAGACAUUUCGUAUGGCCGUGGACAGACCGCUCCGAUUAAAGGCGCUGAAAUGCCGAAGGUCUACAAAAAUACGCCGUGGGAUGGUCAGGACGGUCAAUUACCGGAGGAGGAAGAUAUUGAUUUGUCGGACGUUGAUUUGGAUGAUGAUGAGGAUAGCAAGCCGGGCAAGGAAGAGUUGUAAAGUUAGCGGGUGUGUUAGAUGUAAAUUUAAUGAGACUGCUGUUUGUGUCCGGAGUGUGUGUGUGAAUGGGUGAAUGUGUGC
Molecule: messenger RNA, 1664 nt
Organism: Bradysia coprophila
Lineage: Eukaryota; Metazoa; Arthropoda; Insecta; Diptera; Sciaridae
Gene: CaBP1
Product: Protein disulfide-isomerase A6 homolog CaBP1
Biological process (GO): response to endoplasmic reticulum stress
Cellular component (GO): endoplasmic reticulum lumen
Molecular function (GO): protein-disulfide reductase activity; protein disulfide isomerase activity
Source: RefSeq, a predicted model, not a curated record